This is a messenger RNA of Phyllotreta striolata, 2928 nucleotides long. NCBI's taxonomy places the organism in Eukaryota, Metazoa, Arthropoda, Insecta, Coleoptera, Chrysomelidae. The record is from the annotation of a GenBank genome assembly.
UCACAAACGAACAAAUAUAUUCAUACAAAUUUGCCCCCACCUUUCUGCAUGUUCUUUUCCGUAAUCCAAUAUCAGUUUCCAAAGACUAAAAUCUAAAAAGCACUGAAAAAUGCCGGAGAUGACGGAAGUUGACAAGCCCGUCGUGGCCGAACCGAAACCCGAACAAAGCGAAUCUUCCACAGACAGCGACUCCGACGAGGAUAUUCCUGAGUUAGAAGAUGCAGGCACGGCUAACGCUACUUCAGCUGCCUUCCCGGGGGCCGCGGCGGCCGGCUUACCGGUAGACCCGGGUCUAUCCAAAGCCAAGCAAUCCCGAGGCGAGAAGAAAGCUAGAAAAAUUAUGUCCAAACUUGGCUUGAAACCCGUUCAAGGCGUGAAUAGAGUAACCAUCCGCAAAUCUAAGAAUAUACUUUUCGUCAUCAACAAACCAGACGUUUACAAGAACCCAGUCAGUGAUACGUACAUAGUAUUCGGUGAAGCGAAGAUCGAGGAUCUCUCGCAGCAGGCCCAAGUCGCUGCUGCGGAGAAGUUCAAGGAAGUGAACCCGGCCGGUGAUGCUGCUGCCGGUACCACUACGACUUCGGUGGCUCCUAUUGCUGAGGAGUCUGAGGACGAGGAGGUUGAUGAUACUGGAGUGGAGGAGAAAGAUAUCGAAUUGGUGAUAUCUCAGGCGAACGUGAGUCGAACUAAAGCUAUUAAAGCUCUUAAAAAUAAUCAGAAUGACAUAGUGAAUGCUAUUAUGGAGCUCACAAUGUGAGCUGAGCGAACGUAAUCUUGAAUCUUUUAAUUUGUUAUAACAGUAUAUAAGACUUCAGUGUAAAUAAGUACAAUAAAAUUUGAAAGCCUGUUUUAUUCUUAUAAACUUCGAGAAUGUAGAUCGAGCGGUUAAAAGUUUACAUUGCCAGUUGGUGUUAUUGAUUGGUUUUAGCGUUGCUGUUAUUCAGACCUAGAGACACUUAAAGAUGGUUGAUAUUUAAAGAGUAAUUUCAUUUGGUAUAGUAACACCGAUUAGUAUGGACUUUUUAUAAUUUAUAGGUUAAUAUGUUAUUCCUUCAUUCGCAGAUCUUUUUAGCCUUGUAUCAAUUUAUAAUCUCCUUUUUUGGUUUGGUUAUGUAACUAUUGUAACAAAUUCAUUGGUUUUAAAUACAAUGUACAAUUAAACAUUUAUUUUUUUGAAUCAGUAUCAAAUUAUGCAAAAAAAAUUGAUGAAGAAUUCAGGUACAUUUUCCUAUUAGGAAAUUUUUGAGUCGUCUAACUACACAAAAACAAUGAGGAUAAUACUAUCAAUAUGAUGUGAUUUAUUUCGUAAUUACAGAUUUGUACACUUUUCAAUGUGAAUUGUACCUAGUAAUCUAUUUCAUUUUUUAAAAUAGUGACUCAAAUGAGAGUUCUAGCGAUUCUCUUUAUUUAUAACAAUCACUUUUUUAAGAAACAAAAUUGUAAAAAAGCAUGAAUAAAAAACAACAUAUUGGAAAUGCGUGGAACGAUAUAAAUCGAUCGAUAUUCCUAUAUGUACAAAAUUAUAGAAUUUUGUUUUUUUUUAAUAAACUUAUGUUAUAUCACACAAUACAAAGUAUCCUAAAAAGUAAUAUCAAAUUCAUUACAAUUUUGAAUAAAAAAUUAAUUAUUUUUUUAAUUACGGCUACACUACAGAUACGUUUAAAAUAAUUCGAACAGGAUGAUAAAUAAAAUAUAUCUUUCACUUGGAAAAUAAUUUCAAAUAGGUUGAUUUAUUUGAUAUUACUUUCUGAUAACUCGGCGUAAAAAUGCUUAGAUUUUAGUUUCUUGCAUAUGGCUCUACAACAAAUCAAUAACGCUAAUGUACAAAUAAAAUGAAAACAUUUCUCAAAAACCACCUCUUUGGAACGCCCCCCUAAAAUUGCCUCUGUGAAAGAACCCCCGGUUACCGCCCCUGUUACCUCUGAAAUUCCCGUUCCCUCGAUUUUGAUUCUUAUUCCGAUUUCGACCUGAAAUUUCAAUCGAAAUUACAAUCAGAACGAAAAUAAAUGCUUCAUUUUUUUACCUUUAUUACCUCUGUUAUUGAAAUUCCCCCUCGCGCCGUUCCGCCCUCGAAAUCCUCCAAAGUCGUUAAACGACAUGAGCGGCUGCGGACCGCCCCAAUUAUUCUGCGAAUGAUCCAUAUCUUCCGCCCAUUGACUCUCUUCGUUCAGCCUUUGAUUAAUCAUUUCGCUGCGCUCUUCCUCCGCCAUCCAAGAAUUCGGACCCGCCAAAGGCCUGCCCGGAAUCAUGGGCGGCGGCUGAAGGAGCGGAGGCGGCAGCAUCGAAGUAUUCAUGUGCGGCAUUAUCGGCGGACCCAUUAGGUUAUUGAAAUUCAACAGAGGAGGCGGCGGUAGAAGCAACGGUGCAUCGGGUUUAUCUACAAUUCCAUUAUAAUAGAACAGAAUCCACCGUACAGUAGAAAUACUACCUUCGUCGUUAUCGAAGUCGUUACUGAGAUCGUCGAAUAUAUUAUUAGCGUCGUCUUCGGGGAGUUCUGGAAGCGGGGGCGGAGGCUCCAACAUAAAUUGUGAUUGUUUAUUGUUCUUAUGACCGUCGAUAAUAACCUGUUAAAAGGAGUUAAAAUUAUUGCAAAUGUACAUUAAAUUGUGUGGAUAUUACACCUAUUCGAGGCUCUUUUAAGAAUUUAAAGGCUCUAUAGGAUAAUCAGGUCCUAGAUAUACUACUACCUUGAGAUUGUCAUGCUUGUGCUGUCUGCUAUCCUCAUCGCUGAGAUCCAUAUCGAUGUUCUCCGGCGAUUCAACGUGCAGGGAGUCUCGGUGCUUGUGAUCGUGGAACUUCGGAGGCGGCGGCGGCGGUGGAGGCAACUUGAGCUGGUUAAUGCUGAAGCCGAUCCUGUAAUCCUGGUCCAUCGAACUAAUUGGUGGUGCGGGAAGGUUCAAAGACGGAUUCGCUUGAGGAGGUAUCCUG